This is a messenger RNA of Morus notabilis, 2164 nucleotides long. RefSeq lists its product as uncharacterized. NCBI's taxonomy places the organism in Eukaryota, Viridiplantae, Streptophyta, Magnoliopsida, Rosales, Moraceae. The record is from RefSeq and is a predicted model, not a curated record. The transcript is spliced from 5 exons. The coding region runs from base 1 to 2067 and encodes 688 amino acids.
AUGGAACUGGAGUUGGAGCAACCAAUAACAAGAUCUGAUCAUAGUUCUAGUAUAAUUAGUACGAGUACUAAAAAUGCUCCAAAGAUCACAAGCAAAAUAACUAGUACCACUACUAAUCAUGUGAGGAUCAAUUACAAAGUUAGACAAAUAUCCUCCAAAACAUCAAGCUCUUCUUCUAAUUAUUCGCAAUCAUCGUAUAACUCGAAUGGCCUUUGCAACCGUUCAGAUUCCUUCAGAUCGCUUGAAAUGGACGUCCCGAAAAGUUGUGAAGAUCAGGUGAGAUUGUCUUGGCUUCGCUCUCAAAUCAUUGGUGGGAACGUUGAAUAUGACUCUCCCUUCGGAAAGCGAAGACUCACUUAUGCUGAUCACACCGCUUCUGGCCGGUCCCUUCUCUAUAUUGAGAACUUCAUCAUCGACAAUGUUCUUCCUUUCUAUGGAAAUACGCACACGUGCGACAGUCACGUAGGGCAUCGAACGACAAAAAUGGUGCAUGAAGCAGCCGACUACAUAAAGAAAUGCUUAGGAGGUGGACAAGACGAUGCCCUCUUCUUCUGCGGCUCGGGCACAACUGCAGCCAUAAAGAGGCUGCAAGAGGUGAUGGGAAUUGCCGUACCAUCUAUCUUAAGAGAGAGGGCGAUGAAGAUCCUAAGCAAUGAAGAAAAAUGGGUCGUUUUCGUCGGGCCUUUUGAACACCAUUCAAACCUUCUUUCAUGGAGGCAAAGCUUGGCUGAAGUAGUUGAGAUUGGUUUAGAUGAAAAUGGGUUAUUGGAUAUGGAAGCUUUAAGGCUAAAGCUGGAAUCUUACAAGUAUGCACAUAGGCCUAUUUUGGGCUCUUUCUCUGCUUCCAGUAAUGUGACUGGGAUCAACUCAGAUACUAAAGCAAUAGCACAACUUCUCCACCAAUAUGGAGGUUUUGCCUGUUUUGACUUUGCAGCAUGUGGUCCUUACUUGGAGAUUGACAUGAGAUCAGGAAAGAUGGACGGCUAUGAUGCUGUUUUUCUCAGUCCACACAAGUUUCUUGGGGGUCCUGGAACCCCAGGCAUAGUUUUGAUGAGCAAGGCUCUUUACCGGUUGAGAUCCUCUGCCCCAUCAACCUGUGGAGGUGGAACUGUUGCUUAUGUAAAUGGCUUCAGUGAAAAGGAUACAUUGUAUUAUGAGGACAUUGAAGAGAGGGAAAAUGCUGGCACCCCUCAAAUAAUCCAGACAAUAAGAGCAGCAUUGGCUUUUUGGGUCAAAGAAUACGUGGGCUAUGAGGUGAUAGAAAGACAAGAAAAUAUCUACAUACAAAAGGCAAUAAAAAGGCUUCUCCCAAACAAGAGCAUACAAGUUUUAGGAAAUACAAGUGCUAAACGACAAGCAAUUUUGUCGUUCCUCAUUUAUUCCACAUCAAAUUCCUACUCAAGAGAUCUAAAAAAUUGUUGUGAUGACAAUUAUAGAACAAAUAAUGAGAAUGAGGAAGAAGGGCUAUACAUGUGGAGAGAGACUGGCAACAGCAGAGAUAAGCCUCUUCAUGGACCUUUUGUUGCAGCCUUGCUCAAUGACCUGUUUGGCAUCCAGGCUAGAGGUGGGUGCGCCUGUGCCGGACCAUAUGGUCAUGCCCUGCUCAAAGUUGAUGAGCCUCAUUCACAUGCCUACAGAUCUGCAAUUAAAAAGGGCUUUCUGGGAGUAAAACCUGGAUGGACAAGGAUAAGUUUUCCCUACUACAUGGCCAACGAUGAAUUCGAGUUCAUUUUGGCUGCAUUGGAAUUCAUAGCUACCUAUGGACAGAGAUUCCUCACUCUGUAUGACUUCAGCUUGAGAACAGGUGGCUGGACUGCCAGAAAGAAGGCACUUUUAUGCCUUGUCAAGAAGAAUAAUUCCAAUAAUAAUGUAAAAGCAAUGAAGACAGAAAAUGAAGUGUUCAAACAAAGCAACAAUGCAGAGACUAAACACAAUGGAAUAAUGGUCAACAAGUUUGCAAUGUUCUUGGAGACUGCCAAGGACAUUGCUCAUCUUCUGCCCAAGUUCCCUCCACAACGUAGGCUUCAAGAAGAAAUAGACCUCAAUUUCUUACACUUCAGAGUCUAAACAUCCUAGACCUCAAUUUCUUACACUUCAGACUCUAAAUAUCCUAUUCUUUUAUGUAUAGAUCGAUAUAAUAAAGGUUAUAGUCAUUGUUUUUCAU